Haemonchus placei is the source of this 1572-nucleotide messenger RNA. NCBI's taxonomy places the organism in Eukaryota, Metazoa, Nematoda, Chromadorea, Rhabditida, Trichostrongylidae. The record is from the annotation of a GenBank genome assembly.
AGUACGACGUUUCCAUCCAUUUUGGAUAGACUUCAGAUUGAUAUCCACCUGGGUUAUUUAAACUUCCUUGUCGAUCAUCGCGAUGAACUUGGCGUCACGUUGGACGAUAUAUCGUCAUUGUUUGGCUGUAUUGAACGUAUCUAUGCUUUUAAUCGAAAACUUCUCCAGCAGCUGGAUUCGGCCGACUUAGAUUGCGUAAAGAUGAGCCGUUGUUUCGUUGAGAAUGCAGGAAAAUUCGAAGAUUACAUUGUGUAUUGUACGAAUUACCAUCGAAUGAUAGCAACAUUAGCGGAAUUACAACAACUUCCACAUAUGGCUGCUGCGUUAGCCCAUCGUCAGACAGCACUCGGACACGCUCUUCCGUUGAGCGCGUAUCUUCUCAAACCAGUUCAACGUAUACUCAAGUAUCACUUGUUCAUUGAGAAUAUGCUGAAACACUUGCCGAGUUCGUUGCCAGCUGAUGACUAUGCAUUGGUCAAACGAGCUCAUGAGGUGAUGACAUCGCAAGCGUCAAGAAUCAACGACGAAAAGAAACGUGCCGAACAUGCCGAAAGGGUUGAGCAGCUGCAAGCGGCUAUCCAGAAAUGGACAGUCGAUAAGGAGGCUGCCAAUCUGUCAGCUUACGGAGAACUCCUCCUUGAAGCUCCAUUCCGUCUAGCUGGAUCCAAGAACACACGUUUACUGUUCCUCUUUGAAGAGAUGUUGCUGAUUGUGAAGCAAAGAAACUCCAAUUACAUCUGCAAGGACUAUAUUAUGUCUUCCAAUCUGAUGCUGAAUGAAUCUAUCUAUCCCGAGGAACCGCUAGCGUUUCAAGUGCUAUCGUUCGACAAUCCACGUGCUCAAUACAUCUUUCUCGCGUCAUCAGCUGAUCAGAAACGUACUUGGAUGAUUGAAUUGAAGAGGAUGAUGCUAGAUCAUUACGGUAUUGAAAUACCGGAGAAGACCAAGCAGUUGAUGCUGAGCAUGGAUAACACUCAACGUGUUGCAUUUGGAAGGCCUGAAUUUGCUGAGGUGUCCAUGAAAAAUCACAAACGGGUGCCCAAGUACUUGGAAAAACGGCGUAAGAGCGUGGAUAAGAGUACCAGUGAUCAGAACCGACGACGAAGUCUAUCGGCAUCCCGGUUACUGGGAGCUAGCAAGGUAAGUAUUCCCGAACCGGUACCGAAAUGCAAUUGCCAUAUGGCCUCAAUUCCUGGCCCUACUUCAUUUAAAUCAUUUCAGCGCGUCUCGAGUACGGCAAACAAAGUUCCCGUAGCACGUACACUUUCCGCUUCGACAAUUAUCUUCAACGGUGGAGUGGAAACGGUUCAGUCGCCACCUCCUCCUGAAGCAGUUAUGUCAUCUCGAAGUCGAUAUCAAAUGGCCCGAAAUAAGAGAGGACUACCGCCAAAGUGUGAGUCGCGUUCCUCAUCCUCACGUCGCAUCGACUGCGAAGAAAUUGACGAGACCUUCAACGAGCUGUUCAAAGAGCUCGUCCUGGUCGGUAACACCAGCCCCAAAGUGCAGGUUAGUGACGCAUUCAGGCUUUUGACAAAAAAAUUUUGGUCACGUAUCAUAAUUUUAUCUUUGUAA